Lentinula edodes (shiitake mushroom) is the source of this 687-nucleotide messenger RNA. Its product is annotated as CAP domain-containing protein. Lineage: Eukaryota; Fungi; Basidiomycota; Agaricomycetes; Agaricales; Omphalotaceae. The record is from RefSeq and is a predicted model, not a curated record. Bases 1 to 687 code for a protein of 228 amino acids. The transcript is spliced from 2 exons.
AUGGCUUUUAUCGUAUCUUUAAUCGCUACCGCAAAUAUUCUUAGGAUUCUCAGCACCUUCUUCCUCGUCCACGCUGUUCCCAUCGGUCUCGGUCUUGGUAACAGUCUCUCCUCUAGGGACGACUCGUACUUGGACAUUACCCAAUACCUUGCCGCGCACAACACUAUCCGCGCUGUACACGACGCCCCCUUGCUGAUCUGGUCAGACGAUCUCGCUAUAGGUGCACAAGCUUGGGCCAACGCGUGUAAUUUUAAACACUCGGAUGGGGUUCUCAGUGAGUUACCGUAUGGGGAGAAUAUGGCUGCUGCUACAGGGGAUUUUGGUAUCAAUGCGGCGGUGGAGUCGUUUAUGAGUGACGAAGAUUCAUAUGAUCCUUCUUCCCCGACGUUCAGCGAUUUUACCCAGAUCGUAUGGAAGAACACCACCACUGUGGGAUGCGCGUAUAAUACCCAGUGCGGGAAUAUAUUCCCUAGUUCCUCGUCAAUGGCUACGCUGCAUGUAUGCUUGUACAAUCCGCCCGGAAACGUCGUUGAGGAAGCUGAGUACGUGUCAGUUUUUCUAAACGUUUCCCAUGCCUUGAUUAUGCUUCAUUCUUCCGUAUUUCUACUACUCCCUUCUUUUCUCGUCUUUCUACGACCUUCAAAAUUUGAAAUUUUCUGUCGAGCCUCAUGCGCCAACCUACAUUGA